AUGGAUAGUGUUCUUAAGGAAGGUGGAUUUAUUCAACGUACUCCUUUGUUUGAUGUCACAAAUGAUGGUGUUACCAUUGGAAAAGAAGAGUCUGAGUGGACUUCAGCUAAGAAUAAUGCUCUAGAAGAAAACACCAAAGCUUUGUUUUCUUUAUUCAAAUCGGUUGUCCAAUAUGAGUUAGCUCGUAUUGCUCAUUGUAAAAUUGCAAAGGAGGCAUGGGAUAUACUUCAAUUUACCCAUGAGGGAACAAAUGAAGUCAAAUCUUCAAAGAUUGAGAUGCUUGCGUUUCAAUUUGAAAAUCUUAAGAUGGAAGAAGAUGAAACCUUUUCUGAGUUUUACAUAAAACUCAACCAUAUUGUGUCUGGCCUUAGAAACCUAGGAAAGAAAGUGACAGAUAAGAAGAUUUACAAGAAAAUCCUUAGGUCUUUGCCUGAAAGGUUCAGAAUCAAAGUUGAAACACUGCAAGCAACUUAA
Cornus florida is the source of this 474-nucleotide messenger RNA. RefSeq lists its product as uncharacterized. The record is from RefSeq and is a predicted model, not a curated record. NCBI's taxonomy places the organism in Eukaryota, Viridiplantae, Streptophyta, Magnoliopsida, Cornales, Cornaceae. The coding region runs from base 1 to 474 and encodes 157 amino acids. The transcript has 2 exons.